Messenger RNA from Adineta steineri, 327 nucleotides. The record is from the annotation of a GenBank genome assembly. NCBI's taxonomy places the organism in Eukaryota, Metazoa, Rotifera, Eurotatoria, Adinetida, Adinetidae.
AUGAAUCCCCAAGUGUUUUUAAAUGAAUUAAAAAACAUUGAGUGGAAAGGAAAAGCAUUGACAUUGUUACGUGAUCAGUCUACUGACUGCUUGAAUGUAGAUAUCGACAUUCGAGAUAAGACAACAAAUACAUCAGAUAUUAAUACAUGGAAUAGAAGAGUUGAGCAAAAAUUGGAAUUGGAAUUGGUUGGAAUUGGUUGGAAUUGGAAUUGGAAUUGGUCGGAAUUGGUUGGAAUUGGAAUUGGAAUUGGUCAGAAUUGGUCAAGAAUUGGUCGGAAUUGGUCGGAAUUGGUUGGAAUUGGUAUGGAAUUGAUUCAAAAUGACUAA